ACCACACAUAAAAUCAAAAAGAAGCUUAUGGGCUGCGGCUAGAGUUUGGGGUUUCAUUCUUGUUGGCUCAGAGGAGGAACUUGAAAGAGAGAAGAGCAUAGCCACCAAGAGUUAAUAAAAGGCCUCUAUUUUAAUAUUAGUUAGGCCCAUUAUUUAUGGAAUAGCUUCUUUUUGUGAUUAGUGAUUACAUACCAAUAUACCAUCGUUCUAUGUUCAGUUGUUCACUUAUCUAGUUAUCACAUUUCCAAAGCCUAACGUACCAUUAAUAUACUAUCAUGAUAUCUCAAAGUAUCAUAUCACUAGUAUCAAAAGAAUCAUAUAUGAUAUAUGCAUAUAAUUUUAGCGCGAGAGAAUCUAUAUAGAUUAUUAAUAUGGUCAUGGUGGUAAAAUUAUCAAACGUUUCCGAACUCAUUUACCAAAUAAAAACAUGAUAUUUAACAAAUAUGUAAUAUAUGAUUAUACGUUGUGCAGUAAUAUCACAUAAGGUGUACAAUACAUGCAAAACUAACACACAUUUACUUAGGAUUAGUUUUGCUAUCACUUAAAAUGAUCAAACUAGCCCUGGAUAGAAAACAAACUUGUGGUAAUACAUCAUUAUUAAAUAUUACGAAGACAAACAUCUGAUAUCAUAGACUAUUUAAUUAGAAUGACCUAAUUAAGGACCCUUCCCAAAAAUUCCAAACUCUAUAGGAACUUUUUCCCCACCAAUAUGUAUUUUAAUUUUAUUAAUAAGUUUUUUGUUUUAUUUUUUACAACACUAAUUAAAGAUUAAUCUCUAAUAUAAUAAAUAUUAAAUCUACACUAUCUACUCUCUCAUUUACAUAUAUAUAAUCAAUCUUUUAGGACAUAACUCACCGAAAGCUCCACAAACCCACUAAAAGCAAAAGAAGGCGGCGCUAAAUAAAUUAAAAAUGCAACCAGAGAGCUCAGAUCAGAUGUUGUAUUCGUUCCUAACCGGAAACCAAAUCUCCGGGGGAGGAUUUUGCGUUUCCGAGAACUACAAGUCUUCGUCGACGUCAUCUUAUUACCCACUAGCGAUCUCUGGCAUCGGAGAAACGCUUGCUCAAGACAGAGCUAUUGCUGCUUUGAGGAAUCACAAAGAAGCUGAGCGAAGAAGAAGAGAGAGAAUCAAUUCUCAUCUCACCAAGCUACGUAACGUACUCUCUUGUAAUUCCAAGACCGAUAAAGCCACACUGCUGGCCAAAGUGGUCCAUCGAGUCAAAGAGCUUAAACAACAAACCCUAGAGAUCUCCGACUCCGACCAAACUCUUUUACCCUCGGAGACCGACGAGAUUAGUGUUCUACACUGUGGAGACUAUUCAAACGACGGUCAUAUAAUUUUCAAAGCAUCUCUAUGUUGUGACGAUAGAUCAGAUCUGUUGCCUGAUCUCAUGGAGAUACUUAAUUCUCUUCACAUGAAGACUCUUCGAGCUGAGAUGGUAACUCUUGGUGGUCGGACAAGAAAUGUUCUUGUUGUGGCUGCAGACAAAGAGAUGCAUGGUGUACAGUCUGUGCAUUUCUUGCAGAACGCUCUCAAGUCCCUGCUCGAGCGAUCAAGCAAGUUGUUGAUGGAAUGUAGUUCUGGUAUUGGCGGAGAGCGGUCAAAACGACGCCGUGCACUGGAACACGUGAUAAUGGUGUGAGAUGAUGAGAGUACACUAAAAAGCUUCUAAUUGAUGAUUUACAUAUAGCGUAUGAUCAUAAUUAACUUGGUUAUGAUUACCAAAACCUUUUUUAGUGUUCCUACUUUAUAACGUUUUAUUGUUUAGCUAUAAGAUGUAGGAGUGUAUUCUCUUUCUUUUCUUUUUCAAGUUAUCAAUUAGUUAUGUUUUCAUGCUA
Brassica napus (rape) is the source of this 1839-nucleotide messenger RNA. Its product is annotated as transcription factor bHLH106. Gene Ontology annotation, biological process: regulation of DNA-templated transcription. NCBI's taxonomy places the organism in Eukaryota, Viridiplantae, Streptophyta, Magnoliopsida, Brassicales, Brassicaceae. The transcript has 2 exons. The record is from RefSeq and is a predicted model, not a curated record. Gene Ontology annotation, molecular function: DNA-binding transcription factor activity; protein dimerization activity. Bases 912 to 1643 code for a protein of 243 amino acids.